Molecule: messenger RNA, 3778 nt
Organism: Trachemys scripta elegans
Lineage: Eukaryota; Metazoa; Chordata; Testudines; Emydidae
Product: tropomodulin-2
Exons: 10
Coding region: 217-1272 (351 amino acids)
Biological process (GO): myofibril assembly; muscle contraction; pointed-end actin filament capping
Cellular component (GO): myofibril; striated muscle thin filament
Molecular function (GO): tropomyosin binding
Source: RefSeq, a predicted model, not a curated record
CCUAGCUGGGGAGUGACCUGCCUGUUGACAGCGCUGUUUUGGGGAGGGCUGGCUCCGUGGCUCGGGCAGACGGACUGACUGCCGGGCGGCUGGCUGCACACCCGGAGACAGGCAGGCAGAGACACUGCAGAAGGUGAGUGGAACACCAAGAAGAUUGCCUCCUGAAUGGUUGAAAUUUCUCAGGAAAGCAUUGAGUGACGCCGUGCUGCAGGAGCCAUGUCGCUGCCAUUCCGAAAGGAGUUAGAAAAAUAUAAGAAUAUCAAUGAAGAUGAAAUUCUCAGCAAACUAUCAGAGGAAGAGCUGAAACAAUUGGAACAUGUUCUUGAUGACCUUGACCCUGAGAAUGCACUUCUGCCGGCGGGCUUCCGACAAAAAGACCAGACCAGUAAAGCUGCCACAGGCCCUUUCGACAGAGAUCGACUCCUUUCAUACUUGGAGAAGCAAGCACUGGAACACAAAGACAGGGAAGACUUUGUGCCCUUUACAGGGGAGAAGAAAGGAAAAAUAUUUAUCCCUAAAGAAAAGCCCAUAGAAACCCACACCGAGGAGAAGGUAACCCUGGAGCCAGAAUUAGAAGAAGCCCUGGCCGGUGCCUCUGAUACUGAGCUCUAUGACCUUGCAGCUGUUCUUGGGGUGCACAACAUGGUCAACAACCCACAGUUUGAUGAAGAAGGAACCAGCAGUAAAGAUGGAAAAGGAAGUGUGAGAAAUGUGGUCAAAGGUGAAAAGGUCAAGCCAAUUUUCGAGGAGCCACCGAAUCCAACUAAUGUGGAAGCAAGUUUGCAAAGGAUGAAAGCAAAUGACCCUGGCCUCCAUGAAGUCAAUCUGAACAACAUAAAGAACAUCCCAAUUCCGACACUGAAAGAAUUUGCCAAGGCUUUGGAAACCAACACCCACGUGAAGAAGUUCAGCCUCGCAGCCACUCGAAGCAAUGACCCUGUUGCUGUUGCUUUUGCAGAUAUGUUAAAAGUGAACAAGACACUGAAGAGUCUAAAUAUAGAAUCCAAUUUCAUCACUGGGGCUGGCAUUCUGGCACUGAUUGAUGCACUAAAAGAGAAUGAAACCCUGACAGAGAUCAAAAUUGACAAUCAGAGGCAGCAGCUGGGGACAGCUGUAGAGAUGGAGAUUGCCCAGAUGCUUGAGGAGAACUCCAAGAUUCUCAAAUUUGGAUACCAGUUCACAAAGCAAGGUCCAAGAACCAGGGUAGCUGCAGCUAUUACUAAAAAUAACGAUCUAGUUCGUAAAAAGCGAGUGGAAGCAGACCGGCAGUAGCCAUGCCUUGGAGGAUGCGAAGAGGUAUUGAAUGCAGCCGACACAACGGCAAUCUCACAACAUCCACUGGUCAGAAGGGAAGACACUGGAAAAUCAUUGUAAUGAAGGUUGCUCAUUUCCGUUACUCUCCCCUUUAACCACUAACAUUGUUAACUUUCAUAUUUAGUUUAAUGUUUAUGAAAAUAUGAUUGUGUUAUUGGAAUAUAUGAAGCUGAUAUCCACAACCUAGGGGUAAAAUAUGUCUUAAUGAGCAUCACCUGGAAUCACAUUGAAUCUUUUGUGUCCUUUUUUUAAAACUCUGUUAAAAAACGAUCGUUUUACAUUGAUAAAGGAUUCUCUAUAUACAAUGGGGCUUUACCACCCUGUCCUGCAAUGCCUUAAGCAUGUGAAUAAUCCUCACUUGUGAGAGUAGUUCCACUGAAGUCAAUGGACUUCUCAGGUGAGUAGAGACUACUUAUGCCAAUACCGGUUUGCGGGAUCACACCCUUAGGCCCCAAUCCUGCAUUCAGAUCUGUGCAGUUGGGACUCUACACUUGUACAGGGUUCUGCCUUUGUGGAUCCAGAUGUAGGAUGCAUUUGUAAGUAUUGUCAAAGCCUAUUGUUUACAUGUGUUUAAGCUAGGCUGAUCGCGUCAUCAAUAUUACACUGACGUGUAUUCAUACUCCAUGAUGUAAAGUAAAAAUAUUAGUGUUGCCAAACCUAGAAUACCUUAACAUUAACAAUGUCACUUUGUUAUUUUUCUAAUCCAUUGAGGAUUUUAAAAAAAAAACAGAAUGCCAGGUUUGCAGCUAUAAAUCUCAUUAAUGGAAACCAGUAUACUGAGCAGUGCUCGUUUUGCUUUGAACCACACUGUUGACUGUUUUUUAAUGUCUGGUAUUUAUGUGCAUUUAUUAGUAUAAAUGACAGAAUUGUUCUCAGGACCGGUUAGAUAAAGAGCGAGUAAAAUAUUUAAUCCAGGGCGGCAGCAGCUCUACCCGGAGAUGGAUAACAAUCAGAAGAGUAACAUGUACCAAUCACCUCGUUUACGUUUUUAGCAUCUGAUUCAACACUCAUUCUCUGUUAAGCAAAGUGCUUAAGCCUGUGCCUGAUUCCAAUGGGACUUUAGCAAUAUUGCUGAAGCACUUUGCUGAAUAAGGAUGGACGUAAGUACGUGUUCCAGUGCUCUGCUGAAGCAGGGCGUUAACCCAGAAUUCUGCACAUUGCGCUGAACACAUGGAAGAUACUUAUGUAGCAGCAAUUAAACCCAACAACAUUAGAAUGAAUCAGUGGGGUAUUGUGAAAUGAUUGUGUGAAGCGUUUAGUUUGCAAUAUAAUUUCAUUGUAUUGUGUAUAGUUUUAUAGCAUCAGACAUUAAUUUCUAGCCAUAUAUAUGUAUAUAUAUAUUGUCUUUGCCAACAUCUGAGUCUGUUAAAUAGCCGGGGGUUCACUUUGAUCAUAUUUAAAUGUAAUGCAAGAAUUAAGGAAGGAUGCUAUUAACUGGUUUAGCUAUACUCAUUCUUUCAGAAAGCUAAAGGUGUUUAAUUGGGGCCAACAACCUGCGGUACCCUUGAAACAUUAGCCUCUCUUCCCUCUUUCUGACCUACACACGCCCCAUCAUUUGUGCUGGCAAAAGAGUUCUGGCCAGGGGAAUAUGGAAAGGGAACGAAUGGUGCUUUGAACCCGCAGAAGACAUUGGGCUGGGGUCUGUUAAUCAGGAGGGGAUGGAGUCAGGGGAGCAGUCAGGGUGUGUGGGAUAUUCCCCUCUGAACCUGGCAGAUUCCUGAACAGAAAUCUGCCUGCGAGUCAGUGCUGCUUCAGAGAGUAUAAAUUCACGCUCUAUCUGUCUAGUCUAUGUCAUCUAUGCCUCUUUUAAAAUGGGUGGGACCUAUGGCAGCACUGCUCCUGAGGGGUGCAGUGUGGGAGGGCUGGAUCUCUGCACUAUGGCCCUGGUUGUAUAAAGCACUUAAGCACAUGCUUAAGUCCUAAUGACUUCCAGACAAGCAUAAGUGCUUUGCUAAAUCAGGGCCUAAGAGUAGUAUCCACAGUACAGCCAUCUUCCCUGAGGAAUCUAGGGUUCUGAGGGGCUUUCAAGGCCCUCUCCCUCCUCCAGUGUAGGGUUAGAAACGCCUCCUCCUCAAGGGAAGAUUGGGAAAGAAAUUCUAUGAGAGGACCUUAUGGAAUUACCAGAGGGUUUUCCCCACCCCCAGGCAGGAUUUGCUGUGAGAAUGGAUAUCGACCCACAUAGUCUUAAAAAAAAGGGAGACCGAAUUCCUUCACAUGGUCCGGAUUGUGCAUACCCUUAUGUGAGCAGUCCUUAAAACCAAUGGGGCUACUUGCAUGUAUCACAACUACUCUCGCAUGAUUGUGGGUUUGCAACAUCAGGCCCGGUAUGGGGGAAGGAAUUUGAUUCAAGUAUCCUUAUCCCCAAAGCCAAAGAUUUCUGACAUGGACAAUCUUCAGCCUGAAAAGAAAUUUGUUCUGACUCCCACAUUUUCCCUAUUCCCUUCUUUAGGUUUUUUUUUUUUUU